AUGUCCAACAUUCUACACAAGGUUUCAGAAAAACUCACGGGCCACGACUACGAGGAAGAUCGCGACGAGUACGGUAACCCCUUGUCCGGCGAAGAGGAGUCUCGCGAGCGCAGAGACGACGACGCCAUGCGCACUCGCAGCGGCCAAUCCGGUCGCGAGUUCUACACGGGCGGCCAGGAGAGUGCCGGCCAGACGCUCCCCUCACAGCACAUGAGCUCGGGCCAGCGUGACGUACAUUCGCACGGCCAGCAAAGCAAAGAGGGCGGCUACUCCCAGCAGCGCUCAGACAUGCAGCAAGGCGGCGGCAACUUUGACAUGUUCCAGAAGGGCCAAGGUCUCCAGUCGGGGUCUGGGCGCAUGCGCGGCCAGACCACCCAGAAAGACGCGUGGGACGAAGAGGAGGACGACGCCGACACAGAACGCAACCAGGACCCUGCUGACGAGUUCCAGAAGCGCUACUGGUAG
Lachancea fermentati is the source of this 465-nucleotide messenger RNA. The record is from the annotation of a GenBank genome assembly. Lineage: Eukaryota; Fungi; Ascomycota; Saccharomycetes; Saccharomycetales; Saccharomycetaceae.